Messenger RNA from Cornus florida, 1817 nucleotides. Its product is annotated as 3-oxoacyl-[acyl-carrier-protein] synthase I, chloroplastic. The record is from RefSeq and is a predicted model, not a curated record. NCBI's taxonomy places the organism in Eukaryota, Viridiplantae, Streptophyta, Magnoliopsida, Cornales, Cornaceae. Gene Ontology annotation, biological process: fatty acid biosynthetic process. Gene Ontology annotation, molecular function: 3-oxoacyl-[acyl-carrier-protein] synthase activity. The transcript has 7 exons. The coding region runs from base 102 to 1517 and encodes 471 amino acids.
ACUGUGAUUAUUUAACUGAAGAUCCCCCCUUCUUCAACACCACAUUGGUUUCAUCGCCUUCUCCCACUCUCUCUCUCUAGCCUUACACCACCACCACCACCAUGCAAGCCCUUCAAUCUCCUUCUCUCAGACCAUCCCCACUCGACGCACUUCGCAAACACUCCCCAAACCUCACUCCCAACAAUGCCAAACCACCACAAAAGCUCUCCUUCAUUUCCGCAUCGGCCCAAUCCGCCACAGCCUCCUCCGCCCCCAAGCGCGAGAAAGAUCCCAAGAAGCGCGUGGUCAUCACAGGGAUGGGCCUCGUCUCCGUCUUCGGCAACGACGUAGACGCCUACUACGACAAACUCCUCUCCGGCGAGAGUGGCAUCACACCCAUCGACCGAUUUGAUGCGUCUAAAUUCCCCACCCGAUUCGGCGGCCAGAUCCGCGGCUUCAACGCGCAAGGCUACAUCGAUGGCAAGAACGAUAGGCGUCUCGAUGAUUGCCUUCGCUACUGCAUUGUUGCUGGCAAGAAGGCGCUCGAAGAUGCUGAUCUCGGCGGCGAUAGUAUCGGAAAGAUUGAUAAGGAGCGAGCUGGUGUGCUCGUUGGAACAGGGAUGGGUGGUCUUACAGUGUUCUCUGAUGGUGUCCAGGCUCUCAUAGAGAGAGGUUACAGGAAAAUUACCCCAUUUUUCAUACCUUAUGCCAUAACAAACAUGGGCUCUGCCUUGCUUGCAAUUGAACUUGGUUUUAUGGGACCAAACUAUUCAAUUUCAACUGCUUGUGCUACCUCCAAUUAUUGCUUCUAUGCUGCUGCCAAUCACAUACGUCGAGGUGAGGCUGAUUUGAUGAUUGCUGGUGGAACUGAAGCUGCCAUUAUUCCUAUUGGGCUGGGGGGUUUCGUUGCAUGUAGAGCUUUGUCUCAGAGAAAUGAUGAUCCAAGAACUGCUUCUAGGCCAUGGGACAAAGAUCGAGAUGGAUUUGUUAUGGGCGAAGGAGCUGGAGUAUUAGUAAUGGAGAGCUUGGAACAUGCAAUGAAACGUGGCGCACCAAUAAUUGCUGAGUAUUUAGGAGGGGCUGUAAAUUGUGAUGCUUACCACAUGACUGAUCCAAGAUCUGAUGGACUUGGUGUUUCUUCAUGCAUUGAGAGAAGCCUUGAAGAUGCUGGUGUGUCACCAGAAGAGGUAAACUACAUCAAUGCACAUGCGACUUCCACUAUAGUUGGCGACCUGGCUGAGGUGAAUGCUGUAAAGAAGGUAUUCAAGAACACUUCAGGGAUCAAAAUGAAUGCAACAAAGUCAAUGAUAGGUCACUGCCUUGGCGCUGCUGGAGGUUUGGAAGCCAUUGCUACAGUAAAAGCCAUUACUACUGGGUGGCUGCAUCCCACAAUAAAUCAAUUUAGCCCGGAGCCCUCUGUUGAGUUUGACACUGUUGCAAAUAAAAAGCAGCAGCAUGAUGUGAAUGUUGCAAUUUCAAAUUCAUUUGGAUUUGGUGGACAUAACUCCGUUGUGGCCUUCUCUGCAUUCAAGCCUUGAAGCCGUUUUUCUGCACUGCUUGUAGCCGCGGCAAUCUUUGCUUAUUCGAGGUUUAAUUUAAAUCUUUUUUAGAGGCUGCUUCAUUAUCUUUCUGCAACUUGCAUCUGUAAUUUGAGAAUUCAUAGGUUUCAAUGUAAUAAUUUUGAGUAGAACCCUAGCUUUAAGACUUUCUUUCACUUUUUACCUUUUUAGAUCUUUUGAGGUUAAUCAGGCAUGAAAUUUUGUUCAGUUCUGAAUUAUGUAGUGGUCUCCUAUAGUGUUUUUAUUAUUAUUUGGAGCAUGUCUUUUGUUAUUGGGUAA